UUCGGAGGUUCACAGUAUGUAUGGUUUUCAGUGUAGUGUUCCCUUGCUCAUCACAAAUUAAUAAAAAGAUCACACACUACAUAAUUGAUGUUGAUAAAAUUGAUUUAUUUUAAAUCAAAAAAAUAUUAACAUAAUAUUACUGUACUUAAAGAUAAUUAAAAUGUUUUUAAAAAUAAAAUUUUAUGUGCAAAAGUAAAGAGAAGUUUUUAAAAUGUUGCAUCACAUUGAUUUCACCAGUACACAUGAAUGGUAUAUGAUGAAGUAUAUGAAAGGUGAUGCUUUUGCUCUAGAGAUAUUACAUAAUUGGUAAGCCUCUUCAAUCAUAAUCAUUUGCACGAUUGUCUGCAACAGAUAUGAAUUCAAUGAAUGCUUUAUCUUCUUCAAAAUAUGUCCAUUUAUGAAGUUCUACUGGGAAUUUCUUUGGAGGAGUCAGUUUAAUCUGUCUGAUAGGAAACUACAAAACAAACAGCAAAAGUGAGAGGGGCAAUGUCAGUGCCAGGCUGCCUACCAGCACAAUUAGACAACAACAAAGAAACUCAUGGAUUUUUACCAGGAUUGUGGGCAUGCUUCUCCAGGAAAUUUGUGUACUAUAGGUUUUCUGGAAUGCCACUACCAGCAUUGAAAAAUAAUAGUGGCGUACGGGUGGAUAUAAACUGCCCGACAUUGUCAUGAGUUUAUUGAUAGAUGAACAAGAGGUAUAAAAUAGAAGGAACACAUCUCCUAUACAGACUUGCAGAAAUACUAAACACUGACUGGAGGGGUUGCAAUGCCCAGCCUCAUAUGCCUAUGGACAGAAAUUCUCCCAGGCAAAAAAGCAUUAAAAUACAAUGUUACUGUUACUAUGAUAAUAACUUUUAGCAUAAUAUUUAACAUAUUGUCUUAUUAAAAAUAUACAAUUAUGUUUUUGUGUAGUCGUACUGUAUUUUAUGAAUUAUGUUUGUAAAAACCUUUGUACUUUUACACCUUGGCAUUGGUGAUGUUCCAGGACACUGAAACAAAGUUCGGCUUGAUGCUGAAUUCUUCAAACGAGAAAUUCUGUGUCUCUUAUUAUUAGGUUUCCCUGGGGUAUCACCUUUACUGAAGUAUAUACCCGUUUUAUAGCAGUAUCAUAACUGUCAUUUCCAGUUUACUCUCGAGUUUACUCCAAAAUAGCCGAAUUCUAUAAUAAAAUGAAAAAAAUACAGUCAGUGCAGGUACAGUAAACAUAUAAAGCAUAUCUAACCUUAGAAAUUACAUUAAACUUAAAAUAUGUAGGAACAUAUAUGCAUAUGUUUCAAAAUUAUCAUGGAAAAUAGUGAUUUAGUACAAUAGUUUCCUUCGCGCCAUGAUGAUUAUCAGGAGGUCUAUUCCCGCCAUCGGCGAUAGAAUAUAGCGAAAGUACCCCAUUUUCGAACCGCGAUUACUUGUCGGUUUAGUGGAGCAAACUCAUGUUUUAAAGUAACAGUAGAAAGAAAAAAUCUUCCCGAAUUCGAUGACGUGUUUUGUUUUUAUUUUCCUCAAAAAAAAGUGAGUUUGCUUCUGCAUUAUAUCAAGGUCAUUUUAUUGGCGUGUCCACUGACCCGAGUCAAGCAUAAUUACAAUACGUAAUUAGCAUAAGUAAAAAGCAAUUCCUGUACCAAACAAGUCAAAAAUAGUUUAAUUAGGGUCUUAAAUAAUACAAAUAUAAAAACAUACCUUCGAAAAAACGAGAUAAACGGAGCCAAAAUCGCAAUGUAUUUCAACAACUUUUCGCCAAACGUUCGUUGAAAAUUGUAAUUGUGAAUAAUAAUAAGACGCAAUGCAUUGUGGGAAGACCCUCAUUCCUCCUCUGAUAGAAUAUAUAAUAGUCUUAUUUUCUAUUCUGUGAUAUGACGGCUGGCAGCUGCAAACGGGACACGUAAAAUAAAAUUAAAAAGAAACACAAAUUUAAUAAGUUUUGACGCUUUCAAAAUGUGGAAACAAUAUGAAAAAGACAUUAAAGCUCUUCCAGUUGUGGAAAGGUAACUUUUAAAGAAAUUUAAGUUUAGUUUUAGCGAGUUUUGAGAGGUCUUUUUGUCUGCGGUUUUUGGUGGCAAAAUAAUUACGUUAAUACGUCUUUGAAAAACGUAAUAUUCUUGCAGGUUUAUUGAAUGUGUACUUGUAAAAUAGAAAGACUGUAAUUUCAGUUUUUAAGUUGUAUUUUUUAAGCUAAUAAUGCAAGUUUGUUAGGGAUUUUGGCAAAUAUUGUGGCUUUGCAGAAUGUGUGUUUUAAUGUAUCAAAGAUGAAAUAUUUUACGUAAAUACAGUUUAAUACUUAAACUAAAUGGAAGAUCAAAUAGUAUAUUCAUGCAUUCAGGGCAUUAGCUGUGAAAAAGUACCUUGUAGUUUUAUCAGCUGUGUAUUUAGCAUUUGAUUUGGGUAAAAUAAAAAUAAAUAUUUUGCAAAAUAAGCCCCAGUUUGGAUAAAUAUGCCCUUGGCCAGUCUUGACUUUUAUAGCAGUCUCCCAUUUGUUUUGGUGAGCUACGAGGGAAUUCUGCUCAAUAUGAAUUUUUCAUGAUACAAAAAAUUCCUGUAGGAAUUAAUUUUAUAUAGGCAAAAUCCUAUGGAAUCCAAUAGGAAUUAUAAUAUGAGUUCCCAUACGUGCAAUUCCUAUUACAUUUUGUAUUGGAAUUCCCAUGCGAAAUUUUGGUCCAUUCCAAUAUGAAUAAUUACUUUUGUAAAGGCAGGAUCAAAUGGGGAUUAGAGUUAGAAGUCACGCAAACUUGGUUAGCUGUUCUUAAUACUUUUCAAAAACUAUCAUCGCUAAGUUGAAACGCAAUUGGAACACUCAUCAAACUAGAGCUUGAAAUGUCUAGAGCUUGAAACACCUCCUGUAACAAUUUGUGACUGCUAGCUCUCAUCGUCGUUUGAACGGGGCUUCACAAAAUAAGAACGACUUAUUGCAAAUGAAUCUUCUACUACAUUAGGUGUAAAUACAGUAGUCUUGCUUGUCAGACGUUCAAAACUAGUAUAGUACUGCAGCUUAAUUUAAGUCACUAUAAUUAUUCUUUAUAUGUAUUUUAAGGUAUCAUAUAUUGUCCAUCACUUGAGGCCAACAGAGGCCUGUUUCAAACAUUCCGCUUCUCAUGUACUGAACGCAUUAAAAACAAUAGAUAGUCAGCUGAAAUGCCUCAUUAUCUAUUGUUUCUAAUGCGCUCGGCACAUGAGAAGCACGAUGCUUGAAACAGGCCAGAAUCAUGUAGACACUCAUUUACAUCUAUUUGUCUAAAAUUUUACAUGUAAAGCUAAUUUUAAACAUCUUGAUGGGUUUUCACAGCAUUUGCAUGCAAUUGACCUGCUAACUUAGCAUAUGACAUUUACAUAAUGAAAAUAUGAUGUUUUCCACACUGUACAACACGUAUGUAUGCCAGGAUGUGUUAUAGUUAUAGGAUCCAUAGACGAUGCCUAUUCUGCUAUUGUAUAAACCAAAACUUGGAUGUUAAGGGAAUGAAGUUAUGUUAUGUUAUAAAGACAUGAGUUCAAUGUUAUGGGGAAUGCCUUAAUAUUUAUUAGUAUAAUUACAUAGGUGAUUAUUGAAAAUUCUCCAUGCUGAUUGGUUGUUUUUGCGGUGAUUAUGACGCGAUAAUCACCUGAGUGAUUUUCGAAAUGACAGCCGAAGCUGUUUUGUCAAUUAAACGAAGAAGAAAUGUGUAUUUUUUAUUUUUUUUCAAAUAAUCACCUAUGAAAUUAUACUAAAACAAUUAUUCACCUCAGGCUCGGUGAUUAUCGUGAAUAAAAACCUUGACCUUGUCUCGGUGUUUAUUCACCGAUAAUCACCUCGCCUUCGGCGAAUAAUUGUUAAACGAAAGAAGAUUAUAUACAAUUUUAGAGGAUCAGAAGGCCUAUAGUUGCAGGCCAGAGGGCCUAUAGUAAGUUGCAUUUUUCACAACUGCAUGCUCUUGGUAGGUCCACAAUUUCCAUCUACAUGGCCAUAGGAAGGGGGGCUGAGAGUGAGGGCCGAAGGCCCGAGGAAAUUUUUAAAUUUAGAGUCUCUGAAAUGCCAUUUCCUGGACUUUGGGUGAAGAUUUGACAGAAUUCUGAUGGUCAGAAAACAGCGUUUUAAUAUGUCAAAAUUUACAAUUUAGUAUACUAAAUGGGCGAAGGCAUAUUUAAUUAACUAUAUUUUGGAUAAGUUGCAGGAAAGUAUGGGUAAUAUCUUCAUUCUUUGUGGUUUUGCAUGGAUUACAUUAUAAAGGUCUGCAUGAUUUUGAAAAAAGAAUGAUCAUUAGCAAAUUACUGGGGGGCAGCCCCCCAGUUGCUACGGCCCUGAUCUACAAAUGCCCUUCAACUGUUCUAUCAAGCGUGAUGCCCAAAAAUCUCUUUAAAUAUUCAAAGACAUACAUUUGCCAAGUAAUAUCAUCUGCCUACAAGUAGAAGACAACAAGAGCUCAUUGCUGCUUAAUGAAUUAAUAAUUAACCCAUUGUUGGGGAGCAUAAAAUAUGGCACGCAAUUGCCCUGAUGUCUCAGUGAUACCUCUGCUGCUCACCUAUUUAUAUGCCCAAUACUGUUCCGUUUGCAAAGUAAGAUGCAUUAAGGAUUUAAGUUCCAAUUUAACCGGUUAGCAAAAGACAUGGACAUGUGGUCUUAAUACUUCAUAAUAGACAUUGCACAAUGAAGGAAAAUGAAGAUUAUGCCACAAAAUCUUGCCUGUAAAAUCAUCUUGCAUUGGACAGAGUAAAAUCGAUUAAGUCACUGCCGAAGAGAGAGCUCAAGAUGAACUACCGUAUUUACUCGAUUGAGCGCCGCCCCCGAAUGAGCGCCGCACUAAACAGUGUAAAUACUUCCCAUUGCCAAAAUGGAUACAUUUAGUGACAAAGACAUUUAAAAGUUGUUUAUUUUUUUGUUAAAAGUUCUUGUUAUAAUUCAAAAAUAAAAGAUUUUGUUAAAGAGCGCCGCCCCCGAUUGAGCGCCGCCCGCGAAUGAGCGCCGCAUUUGAAAGAAAAGGUUAGGCACAUAGGUCAGGGUGCAGAUCAUUAAUGAGGUAUGGACUAAUAGCGGUUGCUUAAAGCGCCAUUUGUAAGCUCACAGCCUACCUCGGUCUGCUCUAAUGUAACCAGUCACUGAAAACCCCUGAUAAGGGAGUGUGCUGAGUAAUAUAUGUAUGUAAUAUAUAUGUAUCUGAAGCUCUGAAAAUUUAAAGAGCGCCGCGGCGCUCAAACGAGUAAAUACGGUAUUCAUAUAUUAUGAUUCUAGAUUCAGCACGGACAAGCAGGUUCCUCAAUCGCUUCCUGCCAUUGCAAGCAUCGCUUACCGAGGUGGUCCACGAGUCAACGACUUGGAGAGCCGGAUCAAAGUGAGCGAACAAUCCAACAGAGUUCUUCUCGAAGAACUGAUGAAACUCCAACAAGACUUGAAACUCGCUUUGAGACAGAACGAAGAAAUGGUGCACAAAGAGCGACAAGAGAGGCUGGCAAUACAAGACAAAGUUGAAGCGGCCGAGGGCAUGUAUAACAGAGUAUCCAUGCAGUUGAUGCGUACCGAAGAGAAGGUCAACAUGGAGCAUACCACCCUUGCAAGUCUCCUCAACCAAUCGAAGGAGGUGGAACGCGCUCUUGCAGGCGGACAACAGCGCUCGAUGAUGAAAGGGGAACAGCUUGAUCGAUAUAUAAGCCGGUUUCGAGACGAGCUUUCGGAGUUGAGGCAGAUGAACGAACAGAUUCAGAGCUCGCUGAGAUUGGUCGGAGACGAUGUGAAGAAUCUUCAACACAGAUUUGAAAUGCAGAACUCCGAGUUUGAUAGUGCCAGUCAGGAAAUGAAACAGAAAGUGAAAAGAAUUGAGAACGAAAGCAUCGCUGCAGUAAGUUGAACUGUUUUACGUUGUCAUUUUUUUAAUAUUUCUAUGUUUUCAUCAUUGGUUAUUACUUUUAUAUAUAUAGGCUUAAGAUUAAGAUUAGCAUUUCUAUAGUGCAAAUUUCAUGUGGGUAUACAAAUGCACUUUACUGAGGUACAAUCAAGUAUUGCACUUCCCUAAUUACAUACUUAGCCUAGACUAUAUUUUAUCUUUACAACAAUUGUGAUUAGCCAUUUCCCAAUCGAGCAGAGGACUGGGUCUAGUCACUUGUUUGGAGGGACAAAAAAUAAACAAUAUGCCGAAUAUGGCAUCUAGGAUGUUUUCCUACAUUCCUAAAGUUAUUUGUGCAGCCUGAAACGCAACAAUUAUAAUAAGGGCACUUUUUAAUAUAUAUUUAGCUCGCUCACUAUAACUUGUUGUCCCUCCAAAUGUCCCUCGAAAUAUCAAUCAGACCCAGUCCUCUGCUUGAUUGAGAAAUAUGGCUAAUUGUGUUUAUCCUAACCCACCCUGUCAACUUUCCCCCUGUGGGAGGAAACCGGAGCACCCAGAGAAAAACCACACUUUUGGCAGAACGUUGACUGUUACUGAAAGACCCUCCCCCCACCGAAACCCCCUCCCCCCUACUGAAUCCCCCAGUUUGUUGGAAAUGAAUAUAUAACUUUAUUAAUUUACUAGAUGGAGAAUAUGCAACGAAGCAAGACAACUAGAGAUAGCUUGGAAGGAACAUCACAACUGAAGCAAAAUAUCGAGUCAAGGUUAGAGAAAUUUUAAAUUAAAUUAGUUUAAAAUUGAUUGCUUACACACUGUUAUAUAUUCACUGCGUAAGUAAAUCAGUAUGAACAGGCAGCAUUUUCAUAUUUAACCAAUCACGUGCGCUUAAUAUAUCCGAUUAACCAAUCACAUGCGUAAUAAGCCAGUGUGUGUUAGCGGUACUAGUGGAAGUGAAAUCUGAACCUCUCUCGAUAUGACCAUCCAGUUGUUUACUAAAAUUUCGAUAUUUCUCUAGGUUGUCAGAAAUCCGAGAUGCGGUAAACGACGUCAGAAGAAAAACUGAUAUGGAAGCAUCAGAACGCAGGGCUGCUGACCAACAAGCAGAAUUAAAGUUAGUAAAUGACGUUAACGGCAGCGAGAAGAGAAAGAUUUCACUGCAGGAGCACAUUAAUUUCAUACUUUAAAUUUAUUGAAACUUAAAAAUAUUCCCUACAUGAGUAAUAAGCCACCAGUUGUCUUAGUUAAGCCUCGUAAAUGAUUGUAUUCCUCGUAUAUCAGUCGUAUAAAAGUUAUUUUUUAUGUUCAAAAGGUUGGUCAAAAUGGAAAAUAGUUUACAUUAUCAACUAACUAUAGCAAACGCGCAAAGAAAAAAUUUUGAGAAAGAAAAAAUUUAUUUUGAACAUUUCACCUUGUAAAAAAACAAAAACCACCUCUUAAGCAUUCAGGUUUUUCAUCACGAAUUUGACGGUGUCGUACCUUUGAAAGUUGGUCAAAACUUGUUAAUGACUUAGCGACGUUCCUAAAUAGUUUCAUCAAUACCAAAGAGUUUCACAUAUUUUUUUGUUAACUUUUAUACAGCGUGGAGAAGGUGCAGGUUGCCGUACGUGAGUUAGAGACAAAGUAUCAGGAAGUGAGCCACACAGCAAGUUUAAACAUGCGAGAAAAAGACAACGUUCACGAAGUGGAGAAAAGUAAAAUGACCUACAAGAUGGCUGAACUCACUGAGGAAACGAACAAGAAAGCACUUCAGAGAGAAAUGCAGCUUAGAGAAGAAGCUCAGAUGAAAUUUGUUAUUCUUGAAAAGGUGAGUUGUGGAGAGGGUCGGGGGGGGGGAGAGACAAUGUGGUGAAUUGCCCCCUCCCCAAUAAUUUCUUGAAAUGCAGUUGAGAGAAGAAGCUCAGAUGAAAUUUGUUAUUCUUGAAAAAGGGAGUUUUGCUAUUUGAAAAAAGUGUUUUGCUAUUUGAAAAGGGUGUUUUGCUAUUCGAAAAGGGAGUUAUGCUAUUUGAAAAGGGUGUUCUGCUAUUUGAAAAGGGAGAUUUGCUAUUUGAAAAGGGAGUUUUGCUAUUUGAAAAGGGUGUUUUGCUAUUUCAAACAACCGACUCCAACGUUUCUUAGUGCCAUCAGUGCAAUCAUGUUUCAUGCCAAGACAUCUCAGACACAUGAUAUACCAACUAAAUUACGGUAUUGAAUACCUUGGACGUGGAAAGGUCAUGUGGUACCAGGAAAAAAUAAGUACGCAGAUAGCAAAAGUUCGGCGUACCUACGUGGUACGUGGUUGAAAACAAAGAAGUACCAGACAGUAAUAAUGGCGUACCUCCAGUACGUAAGUACGCGAAGUAUCGCACCCUGUAUAAAAUUCACUUCUCUUCUGUUUUACGCUCGCGUACAUUCAGCAUACUGCUAUGCAUUCAAAUUCCAACAAUAACUUCAUUGAAAAAAAAUUUCUAAACAACAAGCUUUCGUUGGUAAGGAUGGAACUACCUGAAAAAUAUAAGGAGAAUUUCGACGUUUCGAGCGAAGGCCCUUCGUCUGGAGUUACGUCGAAAUUCUCCUUAUAUAUUUUCAGGUAGUUGCAUAUACUGGCAAAGGCAGUUCAUGAUUUCUAAAGAUCUCGUUUUUUUAUACACCCUGUAGAAAUUAACGCAGGGUUCGUAGCGGUCUUUGAAAUCCUUGAAAGUCUUUAAAUUUGAAUGCAGGGCAUUAAGGCUUUGAAAAGUCUUUGAAUUGUGUGAAAAAGCGAAGAAAGUCUUUAAAUUAGUCUUUAAAUUCUUUAGUGAGUAUUUGAUUAUACAACUUCCUAGCUAAUAAAAUAGAUUGAUUGAAGCAUGAUUUUCGCAAAUAUGGACGAAAAAGUGUAUUUUAGGAUGUGAUUUGACGGGAUUAAUUACAGUACUUGGAAAAAGGGUGCUUAUAUACAUCGACAGCUGAUUGCUCUCAAAGGUCUUUGAAAAGUCUUUGACAAUAGGCAGAAAAAAUCUUUGAAAGUCUUUGAAUAUGUUUGGUCUUGGAGACUACGAACCCUGUAACGUUUGUGUUCAUCUAUAUUUAAAUCCAGAGAUUCCAUGAAGAGCAGACAUCCAGGUUAGCCUUUGAGAAAUCUGUCCGUCAUGAGAUGGAAAAAAUCCUUGACUCUGUGAAAAUGCAUUUGGCCGAAGAAUUGCAAAACAUGAGGCAAAAUGCUAAGGUAAGAUUUUGUAUUUUUAUUAAAUUUUAAAAACUUUUUCACAUCUCUAGCAUCACAUACAUGAUACGGUAUAGUCAAUAUAUAUUCUGUGACUUGGGAAUCAGAGAUCGCAACAGCUUUUGGCCAAUUGCUAUGAUCUCAAUGGUUUAUUGUACCUGUUCCUAUUCUCUGCUAAAUCUUAAAUCUUGGUCAUUUUCCACCAGACCUUCUUUGCAUUUUUCAGCUCUCUUCUUCUUAAGGUAGUUGACUUUGGAACGCAUUGAUCGUGUGUUGUAUUUUUGUGCUGUAGCUUUGUUAAAGUUUGUAACCCUGAUUCUAUUGUUUUACAAUGUCGUUAGACAGAUUUGGAUCGAGGACGCGGACGUCAAAGACGACGUGAAAAUGGCGUCGAAAUGGCGUGGCAUAUCCAUAUAUGGACACAACACGCCAUUUUCACGUCGUCUUUGACGUCCGCGUCCUCGAUCCAAAUCUGUCUAAUGUAAUGUGUGGGUAGGACUUAAUUUGGGACUCUAAAAUAAAAUAAAAUAAAAUAAAAUAAAAUAAAAUAAAAUAAAAUAAAAUAAAAUAAAAUAAAAUAAAAUAAAAUAAAAUAAAAUAAAAUAAAAUAAAAUAAAAUAGAGUUCUUUGUAUGUUUGCAUGGCGAUAAAAUAUAAUGGUUUUGUUUGUGGAAACACCACGUAAAUUUAUUACUGCAAAGCUUUCGAUCCGUAAGCCCGGAUCUUCAUAUUAUUAGCACUGAUGAAGAUCCGGGCUUACGGAUCGAAAGCUUUGCAGUAAUUAAUUUACGUGGUGUUUCCACAAACAAAACCAUUAAAAUAAAAUGAAAUGAAAUGAAAUAAAAUCUAACAAUCUAACCAACUAACGUGCAACCAAAUUAAAACUAAUCCAUUCACAUGCAGAGUGGACGCGACAGUUACCAGUCAAGCCACUUGCCAAUGUCCCCACGACACUCCCCCCGUGUGUCCUCCCGCAGACUGUCACUUGGUUCGCCCAGGUCUGGCUCACCUCGGGCUUCGACUCGAACCUCACCCCGAGAAGAAACUGUUCAGAUUGCGAAAGUUAACAGUGUCGAGGUACUUAAACUCAUUCUUUACUACCAACUAAACUACUAACUAAACUACUAACUAAAAAUAAAAUAAUCAUAAUUAAAUUUAAAGUUUAUGUCAAUCAGCAUGAUUUUGUAUCAGAUAUACAAACUCCUUCGCGCUCAUGAUUUCUUUUGUGUUUUCUUCAUGAAUUAUUAAUGAGUUUCACAAGUACUAAGUUAAAACAUGAGCAGCCGAUCUUUAUCUGGUAUACAAACUCGAGCCAAAGGCGAGAGUUUGUAUAUCAGAUAAAGAUCGGAUGCGAAUGUUUUAACGUGCUUAAAAAACGACCCAAUUUAUUAGCUCAUUGGUGAAGUAAUUUUAAAAAUAGACAUUGUCUAAUCCGAGAAAAUCAAAGCUGAAGUUUAUGUAAAUCAGGACAAAUCUUUAUCCGAUUUACAAACAUUGAUUAAACAUUAAUUUCUUUUGUAUUUUCUUCAUGAAUUAUUGAUGAGUUUCACAGUUAUACAUCUACAUCACUUGCGUAUAACACGGUAGAAAUUGAAACUUAUAUAUAACUUGAACCAUAAUUUACUGAUGGGUUAGGACUGGUAGAUAUAUACGCAGUUUUAGAUGCAUUGCAGUGCGGACUAACCUAACCAGCCGAAAUACAUCUUGCUAAUUUUAAAAAAAGAAUCGACUUUUUCCAUUGUCAGAGAAAAAUUGAUAAAUGUCCGACCAAUUUUUGUUCUGCCCUUCCAAAUACACAGCAAAAAACGCCAAGCCUGCAAUGUUGAUGAAAACAAGCUCGAACAAUAUUUUGUUGCCCGUAUUGUUCCUGGUUGUUAACAAAUUGUUCAGCAUUGACAUUGUCAGCCUGAACAAUGCUGAACAAUAUUGUUAACAACCAAGAACAAUAUGGGCAGCAGAGUAUUGUUCAGGCCUGUUUUCAACAACAUUGUUGCAGGCUGGGCGUUUUUUGCUGUGUAAAAUAAUGAUUUGCAGGCAUGGGCCAUAUAUAUAUAUGCAGAGCAAGCAUGAAAUAUGUGAAAAUUGUUUAUGAGAUAAUUAAAUUUCUCUUUCAGUUGACAAAGGUGCACGAGGAUCAAAGCCUUACAAAAAUGAACGAGUGUAUAACAUUAUUAGAACAUGAGAUCGAAGCAGGCAAGAAAGCGUUUGAAGAAGUGCUUCAUGCAGAGAUCGUCUCAAGACAAACUCAGAAUGAACAAACUUUGGAUAAAUGUAAUGAACUUCACGAGAAGUUGGCUGUUGCCGUGGCAACGUUACAACAGGCGAUCUCCGGUGUGACGUCACAGACACAGGAAGCCGUCGAACAAGUAAGGCUUGAUAAUGAAAAUUAAAACGUAAUGACCCAGUGUAGUUAGGAUUCUACAAUAAGCUGCUAUGGGUAGUGUUUGAAUUACCUGAAAAAAUAUCUCAAACGUGGAGGUCCAGUGUAGGUAGUAUUCUACAAUAAGCUGUCGUGGUUUGUGUCUGAACUACCUGAAAAAAUAUCUCAAACGUGUUGGUCCAGUGUAGGUAGUAUUCUACAAUAAGAUGCCUUGGUUUGUGUCAAGGCGGUGUUCCAGUGUAGAUAGUAUUUUACAAUAAGCUGAGACCAUGAUUAUAAUCUAGCUAUCUUAUUAUUAAUUGUACUUAAUAAAUAUUCAUUGUAUUUUUUUACAGGCAAGGAACGAAAUUUUCGCAAUGUUAGACGACUCCAAUAACUUGGGAGUUCGAGGUCUAGCUGACUUUGACAGCAGAUUAACGAACCUUAAUAAACACGUAGCCGAACUAGAGGAGGCUAUUGAGAGUCGCCCCCGGCCCCCAUCUACCCCUCCUGGUAAUAUCAUGGAGGGGGUCCCUCCCAGUGAGGACUACGAGAGGUUGAAUAGGAAAGUUGAUCGUGCUUAUAAAUGGCAAGAAGGAGCAGAGAAGACGUUGAGAGACAUGAAUACUAAAUUACAACCUCUACACGGCGAGGUAU
Messenger RNA from Paramuricea clavata, 11976 nucleotides. The record is from the annotation of a GenBank genome assembly. NCBI's taxonomy places the organism in Eukaryota, Metazoa, Cnidaria, Anthozoa, Malacalcyonacea, Plexauridae.